Messenger RNA from Hipposideros armiger (great roundleaf bat), 3890 nucleotides. Its product is annotated as zinc finger protein 548-like. Lineage: Eukaryota; Metazoa; Chordata; Mammalia; Chiroptera; Hipposideridae. The record is from RefSeq and is a predicted model, not a curated record. Gene Ontology annotation, biological process: regulation of DNA-templated transcription. The transcript has 3 exons. Gene Ontology annotation, molecular function: DNA-binding transcription factor activity, RNA polymerase II-specific; RNA polymerase II cis-regulatory region sequence-specific DNA binding. Bases 964 to 2775 code for a protein of 603 amino acids.
AUUAACUUGGAGGACCACUGGAUUGUUUUUACUGUCUGCCCUGUGAAGUUCUUGCAAUUUGAGAAUGACAGAUGUCCAGUAUUGGAUCGCUCUGGGCACUUGCUAGCCACUUUUUUUCUGUCUUUUACCUAGAGCUGGCCUCUUCAGGUGCCACGUCAAUGCUCACCUUGAGCAAUGGAGAGGACCCUGGACACCGGAUAGGGUGGUUAUUACUAUGUCAGUGGCACAAGACAUUCAAGAGUACAUGGCCCUGCAAGGGGGCUGGGCAAGGGCAAGAUGUCAGAACUGGGAACCUGGCCUAUGUUCUUCAUUGUUUGAAGCCAGGCCAGUGGCCACACCUCAUGUCUACUUUUCUUCCCCAUUUUCAUUUCUUCUCUGACUUCUGAUCCCCUUUCUGGCACACUCCAACCACACCUAGGUGGUCUUCAGCUCUCACCCAUUUUGUUUCAUUGCUCCCUUUGCAGCACUCUCCAACAUUUGACCUACACUUACAAGGUUGUGAGGUCUGCACAUAUCCUUAAAUGUCCUUGAAGUGCAGUACCUCUGUUGUAGUCAGGUAUUCCUGGGCCUGGACACUACCUGCUACACAGUGCUCACCAGCAGCCACGCCUUGUUGAAAGCCAUUUGCAGAGCAGUGACUUGGAGACCUCCUCUGCUCCCUGCACUAUACCUGCCUCUGAAUGUUUGUGCCCCCCGCCCCCGCCAGAUUCAUGUGUUGAAAACCUCAUGUGCAAGGUUAGGGUAUUAGCAGAUAAGGCCUUUGGGGAGUGAUUAGGUUAGGAGGGCCAAGCCCUCAUGAAUGAGAUUAGUGCUUUUAUAAAAGAGACCCCACAGAGGUCUCUAGCCCCUUCCACUAUGUGAGGAACCAACAAGAAGUCUGCGACCCAGAAAAGGGCCCUCACCCAGCCAUGCUGGUAUCCUGAUCUUGUCGUUCCAGCCUCCAGAACUCCUGACGGGACUAAGAUGUUAACCCUUCAUUGGGUUCUUCCUCAUCGUCAGGGCUCUCUGAUCCAACUCUACACAGCAGGCCUUCCUCUCCCUGGCUCUGGCCGCCUUUCCUGUCAGCAGUCCCAUGGGCUUACUUGUGGCUGUUGGCAUGGAGCCCAGGACGAGGAGUCCCCUUCUGAGGAAAGUGUUUCUGUGGGAGAGUCACAGGUUAGGACUCCAAAGCCAGAUCCAUCCACCCACAAGGCCCAGGCCUGUGAGAUGUGUGGCCCACUCUUGAAAGAUGUUUUGUGCCUGGCUGAGCGCAAUGGAAUGUACCCUGAUCGAAGACUAUACAUUUGUGGGACAGAGCUUUACCAGCACCAAAUGGAGCAGAUUGGAGACAGACUUUCCAAAAGGGAUGAGGGGAAGCCUUCAUUUGUGAUGAAUGGCAGUAGUCACAUGACAGAGGGGACCCUCACGUGCAUGGAGGGUGGGAAGGACUACCCAUCUAGCACAGGCCUUCCCCAACACCAGGCCCCUCACAGUGGAGGGAAGCCACACAGGAACUCCAACUGCACAGAAGCCUUUGAAAGUGGACAAAAUGACUACAAGUGCGCUCAGUGUGGGAAAGGCUUCAGCCGAAAACAGAUACUUGUUCAGCACCAGAAAAUUCACACUGGAGUCAGGCCUCAUGAAUGCAGCAAAUGUGGAAUGGCCUUCAUUAGAAAGUUCCACCUUGUUCAACACCAGAAAAUCCACACUGGAGAAAGGCCUUUUAAAUGCAGUGAGUGUGGGAAAGCCUUUAGGUCCAAGUCCACACUCAUUAGUCACCAGAGAGUUCACACUGCUUUAAGCCCUUAUGAGUGCAGCAAAUGUGGGGGAUUCUUUAAGUAUAAAGCCAACUUCAUGAAACAUCAGAGAAUUCACAAUAGUGAAUGGCCUUAUGAGUGCAGAGAAUGUGGAAAAUUCUUUAGGUACAACUACAGACUGAUAAGACAUGAGAGAGUUCACACUGGAGAAAGGCCUUAUGAGUGCAGUGAAUGUGGGAAAUUUUUCAGGUAUAGUUCUACAUUCAUGAGACACCAGAGAGUUCACACUGCAGAAAGGCCUUAUGGUUGCAAUGAAUGUGGCAAGUUCUUCAGGUACAACUCCACACUUGUUAAACAUCAGAGAGUCCACACUGGAGAAAGGCCUUAUGAGUGCAGUGAGUGUGGGAAGUUCUUUAGGUACACCUCCACACUCAUUAGACAUCAAAGAGUUCACUCUGUAGAAAGGCCUUAUGAGUGCAGCUUAUGUGGGGAAUUUUUUAGGUACAAGUCCAAGCUCAUUAAACAUUGGCAAAAUCACACCGGAGAAAGACCUUAUGAGUGCAGUGAAUGCGGGAAAGCUUUUCGGUAUCACUGCAGACUCAUUAGACACAAGAGAGUUCACACUGGAGAAAGGCCUUAUGAGUGUAGUGAGUGUGGGAAAUUUUUCCGGUACAACUCCAACCUCAUUAAACAUUGGAGAAAUCAUACUGGCGAGAGGCCUUACGAGUGCAGUGAAUGUGGGAAAGCCUUUAGCCAUAAACAUAUACUUAUCGAGCACCAGAAAAUUCACAGUGGAGAAAGGCCUUUUGAGUGCAGCAAAUGUCAGAAGGCCUUCAUUAGAAAGUCCCACCUUGUUCAUCACCAGAAAAUCCACAAUCAGGACAGGUCUAUGAACACCAUGAAUGUGGGGAAUUCUUUAGAUGCAACGCCAACCUCGUUAAACAGAAUUCACACUGGCAAAGACUUCAUGAGUGCAGAGAAUACGGUAGAUCCUUUAGGUACCACUCUAAACUCAUUACACUGGCGAAUCGCCUUCUGAGUACAGUGAAUGUGGGAAAGUUUAGGUGCAACUGCAGCCCCAUCACACAUCAGAGAUUUCACAAUGGAGAAAGACCUUAUGAGGGCAGCAGACAUGGGCAUAUAUUCAGCCAAAACUCCCACCACAUUCUGGCACCAAAAAGUUCACACCAGAAAGAGUACUGCAAAUGGGGGAGAGACUUCAGCCAAAUGUCUGCUGUAAUUUAUCCCUGGGAGCUACUAUAAUGUAGUUGUUUAUUUUACAUUUGUAAUUGUAAAAUACAUGUAACAAAGUUAACCCUCUACCAUUUUAUUUGUACAGUUUAGUAAUGUUAAAAAAUUCAUGUAUCUGUGUAACUAAUCUCCAGUAUUCUUUUUAUCCUGCAAAAUUGAAACUAUAUUCAUUAAAUAACUCCUCCUAUCCCCCACCCUAUUGCACCUAGCAACCACAUUCUACUUUCUGUUUCUUUGAGUUUGACUACUCUGGAUACUUCAUAUAAGUGGAAUCACAGUGUUUGUCUUUUUGUAAAUGGCUUAUUUUGCUUAGCAUAAUUUCCCCCACGUUGAAGCAUUUGUCAGCAUUUCCUGCAGUUUUGAGAAGGAAUCAGAGUUGUCCCACCAAAGACAUGGGAAAUGGUGCCGAUGGAAUCAGUACAUUUUUGCCAGAUGUUAUGAUAUUUCUAGAGGAAGAGAAGACCUAGAUUUUAUAUGGAACCUUUAUUUAACAGCUUUAUUGAGGUAGUGACAUACAUUAAGUUGCAUUUAUUAAAACUGUAAAGUAUAUUUUCAUAUGUGUGUAUAAUGGGACCAUCACCAAAGUUAUGAUAAUGAACACAUCAUUGCCCCUAUAGUUUUCAUUGGACCCUUUGUAUUCUCUUUCUCCCAGCCUUAACCAAGUAGACACUAUAGUUUGCAUUUCUAGACUUUUUUUUUUCCAUGCAGGAGUCGAACUGGCAACCUUGCUGUUAGGAGCGCACGCUCUAUCCACUGAGCCAUCUGGGCGGCAGCUCAGCUCAAGGUGCUGAGUUCAGUCCCAGACAAUCUUGUCAUUAAAAGCUCGUGCUCUCACCAUCUCACCAGCUGAGCCAUCCUGCCACCUGUUGGCAGCUCAGCGGCAGCUUGGGCAAAGCUCACUGG